AUGGACGUUGAGAGGCUCCCAGCAUAUCCACCACUCUCGCUAGUCGAGCAGCUGAUUCUCAAGGAAAAGCGAGGGAAUUGUGUCCCCGUGUUCGUUGAGCUACCCGGCGACCUCCUCACGCCAUGCACGGCCUACUUGCGCAUAUCUAAGGAAUCCGAAUACAGUUUCCUGCUCGAGUCUGUCGUGAAUGGAGAGAACCUGGCGCGAUAUAGCUUCGUCGGCGCAGACCCAUUUAAGGUCAUCAAGACAGGUCCGAACGAGCUCAUCAAGGGUGAUCCUACUGGCCCUCUGCAGCAGGAGCUGGCACAACACAGGUAUGUUAAGCUGCCGGAGGUUCCGACGUUCACUGGCGGCGCCAUCGGCUAUGUCGCGUAUGAUUGUAUUCAGCACUUCGAGCCGAAGACUACACGUGCAACGAAGGACACUCUCGGUCUCCCAGAGUCCGUUUUCAUGCUCGCCGACACUAUAGUCAUUUACGACCACCUAUUCCAGACCGUCAAGGCUGUCUCCCACAUAUUCUUCCCUGACGGCAUGUCAUCUAAUAACCUGCCUUUCAUGUACGAAACUGCGGUGUCGAAGGCGCGAAGGCUGGCCAAGCUCAUCCUGGAACCCAUUACUCCGGAGAUCCCACAGCCACCCAUCACCACCAUUGGCACUGAGGCCGUGUCAAACGUCGGCAAGGAGGGUUACGAAGGUUUUGUGACCAAGCUGAAGGAACAUAUUGUCGCAGGAGAUAUCAUUCAGGCUGUCCCAUCGCAGCGACUAACACGCCCAACUUCUCUUCAUCCAUUCAACGUCUAUCGUCAUCUCCGGAGAGUCAAUCCAAGUCCAUACAUGUUCUACUUGGACUGUGGAGGCCUCAAAAUAGUAGGUGCAAGUCCGGAGACACUUUGCAAGGUGGAGAAGAACAAAGUGUUCAACCACGCCAUUGCGGGGACUGUCAAGCGUGGGAAGACUCCAGAAGAGGACGAGAGGCUUGGUCAAGAGCUUCUGAACUCUGAGAAGGAUCGUGCAGAGCAUAUUAUGCUCGUGGAUCUGGCUCGGAACGAUGUCAACAGGGUCUGCCAACCGAAGACAGUCAAGGUAGACCACCUGAUGCGCCUAGAGCGCUUUAGCCAUGUCAUCCAUCUCACGUCUCAAGUAUCUGGUCUCCUUCGCGAGGGCAAGACGAGAUUUGAUGCUUUCCGAUCAAUAUUCCCUGCCGGUACUGUAUCUGGCGCGCCGAAAAUCAAGGCUAUCGAGAUUGUCUAUGAGCUCGAACAGGAUCGCCGGGGUGUAUAUGCCGGCGCUGUCGGUCGUUUCGACUUCGCAGAAGACGAGAUGGAUGUGUGCAUAGCCAUACGUACCACGGUGUUCAAGAAUGGCACCGCUUACUUGCAGGCGGGUGGAGGUAUCGUGUUUGACAGCAUCGAGGAGGACGAAUACAUCGAGACAGUUAACAAGCUCCAGGGCAACCUCAGGGCCAUCGAGCAGGCAGAGAGUUAG
Phanerochaete carnosa HHB-10118-sp is the source of this 1485-nucleotide messenger RNA. RefSeq lists its product as uncharacterized. Gene Ontology annotation, biological process: L-tryptophan biosynthetic process. The record is from RefSeq and is a predicted model, not a curated record. NCBI's taxonomy places the organism in Eukaryota, Fungi, Basidiomycota, Agaricomycetes, Polyporales, Phanerochaetaceae. Gene Ontology annotation, molecular function: anthranilate synthase activity. The coding region runs from base 1 to 1485 and encodes 494 amino acids. The transcript has 5 exons.